CACAAAAAGAAAAUUUGAAUUGCAGCGCAAAUCCAUUGUUUCACGCCUUGAAAAAGUCGACCGUUGUAUGCAAAACUUCAAUUUCUUUUAAGAUUUCCUCUUUCAAUUAUCCUCCAUCGUUCCCACCAUCUCUCUUCUCUUCCUUCUCUCUAAUAACACAUCAAUGGCGAUUACUGCGGAGAAUCAAACCAAGCAUAAGACAUCUGCAGAAAUUCCUGCUGCGGAGAAGAAGCGAUGGACGCUUAGUGAUUUCGACAUUGGAAAACCGCUAGGCCGAGGGAAAUUCGGCCAUGUCUACUUGGCCAGAGAGAAGAGAAGCAGUCAUAUUGUAGCACUAAAAGUACUGUUCAAGAGCCAGCUGAAACAGUUUCAAGUGGAACAUCAGAUUCGUCGAGAAGUUGAGAUACAAAGCCAUCUUCGUCAUUCUAAUAUAUUACGUUUAUAUGGAUACUUUUACGAUCAGAAACGUGUCUACUUGAUACUUGAAUAUGCACCCAAAGGAGAGCUGUACAAAGAGCUUCAGAAAUGCAAGCACUUUGGUGAAAAGCGAUCAGCGACUUAUAUAGCAUCAUUAGCUCGGGCACUUAUUUACUGUCAUGGAAAACAUGUGAUACACAGAGAUAUAAAGCCAGAGAACCUCCUAAUAGGAGCACAGGGAGAACUCAAGAUUGCAGACUUUGGCUGGGCAGUCCAUACAUUUAACCGCAGGAAAACCAUGUGUGGAACACUUGAUUACCUUCCUCCAGAAAUGGUCGAAAGUGUGGAGCAUGAUGCAAGUGUUGAUAUAUGGAGCCUCGGUGUUCUAUGUUACGAGUUUCUAUAUGGUUUCCCUCCUUUUGAAGCAAUAGAACAUUCAGACACAUAUCAAAGGAUUGUGCAAGUUGAUCUAAAAUUCCCUCCAAAACCCUUGGUAUCCUUGCCAGCGAAAGAUCUUAUUAGUAAGAUGCUGGUUAAAGACUCGACAGAGCGUCUUCCAUUGCAUAAGCUUUUGGAACAUCCAUGGAUUGUACAAAAUGCAGAUCCUUCAGGUCUUUACAAGUUCUAAUAUAGAUUAUGUUCGGGCGAUCAUUAUAACAAGAUCAAUUUCACAACAUCAAAACUGUCAUCUAAUUCAUUUGCUCCCCAGGAUGGCUAAUUUGUAAAAUGUAUUAGAAUCCUCUCCAUUAAUAUUAUUCUUAUAUAUAUGUACCUAAAUAAAGGCAUGAGUACUGUUUGAUCUUGUCAUUUCUUAUACCUACUUAUCAUCUUACUAGAC
Messenger RNA from Amaranthus tricolor (Joseph's coat), 1255 nucleotides. RefSeq names its product serine/threonine-protein kinase Aurora-2-like. Lineage: Eukaryota; Viridiplantae; Streptophyta; Magnoliopsida; Caryophyllales; Amaranthaceae. The transcript has 9 exons. Gene Ontology annotation, biological process: regulation of cytokinesis; protein phosphorylation; mitotic spindle organization. Gene Ontology annotation, molecular function: protein kinase activity; ATP binding. The record is from RefSeq and is a predicted model, not a curated record. Gene Ontology annotation, cellular component: chromosome passenger complex; spindle midzone; spindle pole centrosome. The coding region runs from base 164 to 1045 and encodes 293 amino acids.